This is a messenger RNA of Balaenoptera musculus (blue whale), 1375 nucleotides long. Its product is annotated as intracellular hyaluronan-binding protein 4-like. Gene Ontology annotation, biological process: positive regulation of RNA splicing; positive regulation of translational initiation. The transcript has a single exon. The record is from RefSeq and is a predicted model, not a curated record. The coding region runs from base 88 to 1368 and encodes 426 amino acids. NCBI's taxonomy places the organism in Eukaryota, Metazoa, Chordata, Mammalia, Artiodactyla, Balaenopteridae. Gene Ontology annotation, cellular component: cytoplasm; nucleus. Gene Ontology annotation, molecular function: RNA binding.
UGCGGGUAGGAUGGGUCCUCGCUGCCGGCUUCGGUGAGACUCGCUCGCGUGGACCGCCCGCGGCGGGCCCGCAGUGGCCGCGGCGGCAUGAAGGGCGCUCUGGGGAGUCCUGUGGCCGCGGCCGCCGCAGGCGCCGCGAUGCAGGAGAGUUUCGGCUGCGUCGUGGCCAACCGCUUCCACCAGCUGCUAGACGACGAGUCGGACCCGUUCGACAUCCUGCGCGAGGCCGAGCGCCGACGCCAGCAGCAGCUGCAGCGCAAGAGGCGCGACGAAGCGGCGGGGGCGGCGGCCGGGGCCGGCAACCGCGGCGGCAGGAGCCCAGCUGGGGCCUCGGGCCACAGACCCGGCGCGGGCGGCGGCCGGAGGGAGUCUCAGAAGGAGCGCAAGAGCCUCCCGGCCCCCGGCGCGCAGCAGCCAGACAGCCCAGGGGGCGGCCCUCAGCCGCCCGGCCAGAAGCGAACUUCCAGAAGAGGCGAGCAGCAAGGAUGGAGUGAGAGCCGGGGGACAGAGGUGACGCUUGAUAGAGCAGAGCGGAGAUCCUACAGGGAAUAUCGACCCUAUGAGACGGAGAGGCAGGCAGACUUUACACCUGAGAAGUUUACAGAUGAAAAACCAGUUGACAGGUUUGAUCGAGACAGACCACUGAGAGGACGUGGAGGCCCAAGAGGGGGCAUGCGAAGCAGAGGCAGAGGUAGUCCUGGGAACAGAGCUUUUGACGGUUUUGACCAGAGAGGGAAACGAGAAUUUGAGAGAUACAGUGGGAAUGAUAAAAUAGCAAUCAGAACUGAAGACAACAUGGGUGGAUAUGGAGUUCGCACCCGGGGAUCAGGUAAAGAUACCAGUGACAUGGACCCGACUGCCCCCAUGGAAGAGACCACAGUGGUGGAGGAGUCCCUGCGCCCCCUGGAGGAGGAAUCUCCAGCCAAAGUUCCUGAGUUGGAUGUAGAAGAAGAAACUCAAGUUCAAGAGAUGACCCUAGAUGAGUGGAAGAAUCUUCAAGAACAGACCAGACCAAAGCCUGAAUUUAACAUCCGGAAACCUGAGUCCACUGUCCCUUCCAAAGCAGUGGUGAUACACAAGUCUAAAUACAGAGAUGAUUUGGUAAAGGAUGACUACGAGGAUGAUGCCCAUGUUUUCCGGAAAGCGGCCAAUGACAUCACAUCCCAGCUGGAGAUUAAUUUUGGUAACCUCCCUCGUCCCGGGCGCGGAGCCAGAGAUGGCACCCGGGGAGGCCGGGGAAGGAUCAGAAGGGCAGAAAACUAUGGACCCAGAGCAGAAGUGGUGACACAAGACGUUGCUCCAAACCCAGAUGACCCCGAAGAUUUUCCUGCUCUGGCUAGAGAGAGCCCUAUUUCCCUGGCAACUUAAAACAGCA